This is a messenger RNA of Racocetra fulgida, 2925 nucleotides long. Lineage: Eukaryota; Fungi; Glomeromycota; Glomeromycetes; Diversisporales; Gigasporaceae. The record is from the annotation of a GenBank genome assembly.
AUGCUCGUCCAAAAAACUAUUACAGCGUUAAUAACCGCACCUAUUACCCAAAACAUCGCUCUCAUUAGAAUUUCUGGUGGCAAAACUUAUUCGAUUAUCACCAAAAUUUUUGACCGUCCACUACCCGAAUAUCCCCAAAAAAAACCACAAUUAAUUUUCGGCAAAAUUGUCAAUUCCCAACGAGAAAUUAUUGAUGAAGUAUUAUUACUUUGCUUUUACAAACCCCAUUCUUUUACAGGGGAGGAUGUGGUAGAAAUUAGUUGUCAUGGUAAUUUAUUCGUGGUCCAGCAAAUAUUACAAUUGGUUCUCGAAAAUGGGGCGGAAUUGGCCGAAAAAGGCGAAUUUACCAAACAAGCCUUUUUUAAUGGCAAACUCAAUUUGGUCCAAGCCCAAGCCAUUAAUGAUUUAAUUCGGGCUCCUAGCCUUCAAGGAGCCAAGUUGGCCCUCCACAAUUUAAGCCCUGAAAGUCAAAAAGAAUUGGAAAUAAUUGAAAAUGAAUUAUUAGAUAUUAUCGCUACCAUCAAAGUAAAUAUUGAUUACCCUGAAUAUGACGGAGUGGAAUAUUUGACCGGCCGAAGGGUUUUGCCAAGGAUAACUAAAUUGGUCAAAAAAUUACAAAUUAUCCAAAAAACCGGGCAAAAAACUCGGGUCUACCAGGAAGGAUUAAAAGUGGCUAUUGUGGGCAAGCCUAAUGUAGGUAAAUCUACCCUUUUGAAUGCUCUGCUUCAAGAGGAAAAAGCUAUUGUUUCUCCGGUAGCAGGAACCACCCGAGAUAUAAUUGAGGCUCAUUAUAGCCUAAAUGGAAUUCCGCUAAUUUUACUGGAUACUGCCGGCAUUCAUGAAACCACCGAUAUCGUGGAAAAAAUUGGAGUUGAACGCAGCCCAGAAGAAGAAAAUAUUUUUUCUCGCGUUAAAAAUAAAAAUUGUCUAAUUAUUAUUAACAAAAUAGACCAGAAAAAUAAGUUACAAUUGCCGAACUUCAUUUUGCCGGAUAAGAUUUGCCGAAUUAGUGCCAAAAAUCAACAAUUAAGCGAAUUAGAAGCCAAAAUUAGUCAAUUAUUUGCCAGCGAUUUACAGGCCAAACUGGCCAAUCUCAUUCGGCAACUACAAACCGUAAUUAAUGAAUUAGAAAAAGGAACUUAUUUAGAUGCUUUGUGCGGCGAUUUAGAAAUCAGUUAUAAAUUGGUCCAGGGAUUAAGCGGUAAAGAAUAUAAUGGAGAAUUAUUGGAUAUCAUUUUUAAAAAAAUGGGUUUAUUAAUCGAUUCCGAAAGAGCCAGUUUCACUCUUGACCCAAUUAUCCAAAAACAGGUGCGAGAAGCCUUUAUCAAACUUUAUCGCGAUGGUCUAAUUUAUCGAGGAAGUGUAAUUUCUGAUAUUGAAGUAGAACAUAAAACCAGAAAAAGUAAAUUAUAUUACUUAAAAUAUCCGCUCCAAAAAGGUGAGGAAUAUUUAAUAAUUGCCACCAGUCGGCCCGAAACCAUUUUCGCCGACGUGGCUCUGUUUGUUAAUCCUAAAGACAACCGCUACCAAAAAUAUCUCAACCAGUCCGUAAAACAUCCAUUUACGGAAAAAAUUAUCCCCAUUUUGGCAGAUAAAAAUAUCAGAACCGAUUUUGGCACAGGUGUUCUAAAAUGCACGCCUGGUCAUGAUUCAACCGAUUAUGAACUGGGAAAAAAAUAUCAAUUACCAGUAAUUAGGCAAGAAAUUGGCAGUAUUCGCGAAGAGUUUGUCAAAGAAUUAGAAAAAAAAGGCAUUUGCGUAAAAAUUGAGGAAUAUGAAACUAAUCUCGCUUGUUCUACUAAAUCAGGAAUAUUAUUACAUGGCUUAAUUCGAGACAAACAUGGAAAAAAAAUGUCAAAAUCUUUGGGAAAUGGAGUUGAACCUGACGAACUUAUUGAAAAAUACGGCUGUGAUAGUUUAAGGCUUUUUUUGCUGGAAAAUAAUAUUUGGGGUUCUGACCUAAUUUACGAAGAAAGUAAAAUUAUUGGUAUUUGCCAAAAGGAAAUAAAAAAUUCUAUCACUCUAAAAAGCGGCAAACAAUUUUACAGCGAAUAUUGUCCGGAGCAUGGUUGUCGAGUUUGCGAAUAUUCUCAACUAAAAGGCCAAUAUCAAGACCCCCCAAAGAAUUUCAAAACUAAUUUUGGAGAAGAAGCUUGUUCGCUUGAAUCAGCCAAGUCGGAAGCCGAGGCCAAGAAAAACGUGAUGGAAAACAUGAGCGAAUUUGAUGAGGAGGCAAUUAGAGAAAUCAAAAAAAUUUUUGCUCCUUUUUAUGAGGUCAUUAAGGAAGUUAGAAUGAAUGAAUUACGGAAAGAAUUAUUGAGAGAGCAGAUACAACCUUUUCAAUUUCGGGCUAAAUGUGGCUCGGCCAUUGAGGCCCAUAGUUUACUAGAAUCGGCCGAAAAAGAGCAAUGGGAGCAAAUAUAUGAAGAACCGGAUAAAAAUGUCACCACAACCAAAAAAAACCUCCCUGUCUCUCUUUUAGUAUCAGGAGCCAUUGGUGGAAUAAUUAUGGUGGGAGGGAUUACUUCUUAUUUAGUCGUUGCUACCUCUGCCUUAUAUAACCGGGGCGGUUGUGCCUAUAUUUACCUUAUUUAUAAUACUUAUUAUUGUUUCAAUAUUGCUUCCUCGAACAAAGGCGAUCCACAAGGAGUUUUAAUCCGUGCUGCCGAACCGCUGGAAAGUCACACUAUCCCAGUUAUUUCGCAACUUCAAGUAAACAAAGAUAUGAAAAAAAUUUACUAUCACACUAAUGGACCGGGCAAAUUAUGCCGAGCCUUAAACAUUGAUAUAAACCUUAACCAUGCUGACCUAACUACUAGCGAUUUAAUUUACUUAGAACAUGCCCCUGAAAUUAUUCCAGACCAAAUUGUUGCCACUAAAAGAGUAAAUAUUGAUUAUGCCGGAGAUGAUAAAGAUAGAUUAUGA